Molecule: messenger RNA, 822 nt
Organism: Peronospora farinosa
Lineage: Eukaryota; Oomycota; Peronosporomycetes; Peronosporales; Peronosporaceae
Source: the annotation of a GenBank genome assembly
AUGGAACGCGGCUGCUGUACCGAUACACUUGGCGCGUGGACCUUGCUAAAGAAUCGUUGGCGCAACUACGCCCUCAUACAGCACCAAACACGGGCCAAGAUUACGUCGAGCAAGACAGUAGCCGCGCACCCGUGUGGCCUCCAGGGCUACAAGCUUGCAGACGAUGUCACCGUGGGCAUUGAUAUGUGUCUAAAACUUCGCAUUAUGGGUGAUGAGUCCAAGGUCCAAACGGGCUGGAGGUGCAGCUCCGCGCAGCUCAAGAUGAAUCAGUGCGGGCACUCACUCGCAGUGUGGAGCACACGGAAGUGUACCAGCUUCAUGACGGCACGAUGUGACAACGAUCCAAGACGGGAGCUCUCGACUUUCGCACAAAUAGACCAGCUAAUCCACGAGUUCCACUCACCCACGAAUAGACCAGCUAAUCCACGAGCUCCACUUAACCACGUGGAAGACGUGGAGAAGCUGUUCUACUGCGUCACAGAGAACAUCAAACAUAGUCCGGUCACACGUACGGCAUACAGAUCAUCAGCGUUGUCAUCACGAACGUCACGCUUCCUCUGGAACUCAGAAGCAAAUGCUGAGUCGCACGACGCAUGUGAGUGCCAUAAAGAAGCAAAGCAUGAAACCGAUGAGCGACGUGCAGAUGUUGCAGUACAAGGACCAGAAGACCACCGUGACUUUAAAAAAACGAGACGUGAGGCAUCAUUAAAGAUCGCCGAGAUUGAGGCGAAGACGGUACGGAUCUCUGGAGAGAUCAAUGCUCACUGUGACGCCGACAUCGACCUCAUCAUGCCGAGAAGACAGCCCUACAGAUGCAGCUAG